This is a messenger RNA of Dermacentor silvarum, 7567 nucleotides long. RefSeq names its product multiple C2 and transmembrane domain-containing protein 1. The record is from RefSeq and is a predicted model, not a curated record. Lineage: Eukaryota; Metazoa; Arthropoda; Arachnida; Ixodida; Ixodidae. The transcript is spliced from 15 exons. Gene Ontology annotation, cellular component: synaptic vesicle membrane. The coding region runs from base 282 to 2264 and encodes 660 amino acids. Gene Ontology annotation, molecular function: calcium ion binding. Gene Ontology annotation, biological process: regulation of neurotransmitter secretion.
GGCCGUCUACGCGCGCAGCGCGGUUGCAGCUCUCCUGUGCUGCCGGCUGCGAUUCUCGUCUGCCAACCUUUGCUGCUGCUGCUAGCUGCGCGGUUUUUUGUGUGUGUCGUCUGCAGCUUGAGGGCUUCUGUUGUUUCCAGCCGUCUCGCGCUGCAGCACGAGCGCGAUCGUGCGCCGUUCGAGUUUGUGUGUGAGUGUGUGAAUUCGCGUGUUCGACAACGAAGACGAUUUCGAAUAACUCUUCGCGGUUAGACGCCCCGGCGUAGCUUCUCGUCGGCUGGAUGGAGUCGUCGUCGGCCGACGACGCGCCCGCUAGCGACGUCGACGAUGCGGGCCCACCAACACCGCCGCUGUCUUCCAAAGACGACGGCGACAGCACUUCCGUGGCUUCGUCGGAUCACGGUGAUGGAGCUUCCGCCGCCAGCAGAGCCACUGCUUUUGUGGACAGCAUCAAAGCCAAGUACUUCAGCAAGAGCCUGAGGCUGGGUUCCGGAGGCGGCGACGCGUCCUCGGCGAGCGCUAGCAAGAAGCAGAAGGUGCAGCUAUGGGACAGCGUGAUCAACGUGGUGCUCGUCGAAGGUCGUAACCUGCUGGCCAUGGACGACAACGGGUUCAGCGACCCCUACGUGCGAUUCCGUCUUGGCUCCGAGAAGUACAAGAGCAAGAAUGCCAUCAAAACCCUGAAUCCCCAGUGGCUGGAGCAGUUCGACUUGCACAUGUACACGGACCAGCCCAAGGUUCUCGAGAUUUCCGUGUGGGACAAGGAUUUUAGUGGCAAGGGAGACUUCAUGGGAAGGUGCUCGAUCGACCUGAGCAGCCUGGAGCCGGAGACGACGCACUCGGUGUGGCAGCAGUUGGAAGAUGGCGCCGGCUCGCUGUUCCUGCUGCUCACCAUCAGCGGCAGCACGCAGGGCACCAGCUGCGUCUCGGACCUGACCGCCUUCGAGGCGACCGGCGGUUCCUGCGCGCGAGAGAAGGCCAUGCGGGCGCGAUACGGCCUGUUACACAGCUUCUAUGACUGGGACGAUGUCGGACACCUCGUCGUCAAAGUGUACAAGGCACAGGGCCUGGCCUCUGCCGACCUGGGAGGCAAGAGCGACCCGUUCUGCGUGCUCGAGCUGGUCAACUCGCGCCUGCAGACGCACACCGAGUACAAGACGCUGUCGCCCGAGUGGAACAAGAUAUUCUGCUUCAAGGUCAAGGACAUUCACUCUGUCCUGGAGCUGACUGUCUACGACGAAGACCGCGACAAGAAGUGCGAGUUUCUUGGCAAGCUCGCCAUACCCUUGCUCAAGAUCAAGAACGGAGAGAAGAAGUGGUAUGGACUGAAGGAUCGGAAGCUCAAGACGAGGGUGAAAGGCCAAAUCUUGCUCGAGAUGUCAGUGGUCUACAACCCUGUAAAAGCCUGCGUGAAAACAUUCAAUCCGAAGGAAACGAAGUUCAUGCAGCUUGAUCCCAAGUUCAAACGAAUUGUGUUCAUGCGCAACCUGACACGUGUGAAGAACAUCGUGGUAUUUGUCAUCGACAUGGGGAAGUUCCUCAACAACUGCUUUCUCUGGGAGUCCGUGCCGAGGUCCCUUCUGGCUUUUUUUUCGUUCAUGGUGAUCACGUACACGGCCGAACUGUACAUGCUUCCGCUUGUUCUGCUGCUGGUGUUCUUCAAGAACCUGCUAGUGCUCACCGUUGCUGGCAUCCAGGGUGCGGGAAGGGAGGAGGAGGACUUCAACGAAGAAGAUGAAGACGACGACGACGAGGAGAAGGACUCCAAAACAGAAGAAAAGAAGAGCCUCAAGGAGCGGCUGCAAGCCGUCCAGGAAGCCACGGCUACCGUUCAGAAUGUCCUUGGAGAAGUGGCGUCGCUUGGAGAAAGAAUCAACAACACGUUCAACUUCAGCGUGCCUCAGCUGUCCUGGCUGGCCAUCGUCGUGUUGCUGUUGGUCACCUGCAUCCUGUACUACGUGCCCAUCCGCUACGUCGUGAUGGCCUGGGGUGAUGUACCGCGAGUUGCGGCCGGCGCCCAGCGCGGCCCUGGAGGCCGAGCGCAAGAAGAAGAAGAAGAUCAGCUGAUCAUGGGCGGCCCGACGCCAGGGCUGCUCGCUCAACGUGUUUCGCAUCAAGGACAACGAAGCCCUGCGCCGGCGCCUGCAGCUGCCGCGCUGGCCGUUCGGCCUGCCUUCCAGGUGACGCUGGUGUCGUCGCCCACGAUUCUUCGUCAACGCUGGCCGCCUUCUCUGCGGCGAGUCCCACACCGCGGCACAGUGUGAUGCACUCCGGUUUUCAGUCCUGUGUUGUCUAUGUCAUUGCGUUCAUCUCUCUAGGGUGUGUGUCCCUCUUGUGCGAGAACAGCGUCCAUCACGCAGGUGGUUCUGUUCGUCGAAGGAACAGCGCCGAGAGAAAGGUUGUUAAACAGAUCGAGGAAUGUCAUUGUUUACGCGUUGUAAUAAUAAACAAAGCAAGAAUGAUGUUUAGACGAGGAAUGCAAACGUCACCAAACGCCGGAAUCUCAGCGAUUUCUCUUUCCUGGAGAUACGUUACCUAUGGCAUCUUUUACGUGGCUCUCGAGCAGGUCAUGUAGUCGACUUGCGGCCAGCUCGAAGCAUACAGCCUUGCGGGCUGUUGGUGCCAAUGUACCCCAUGCAGCCAACCAGAAGCUACAGCUUACAAUGCCCCAAUUUUUUACAACUGCCAAAACAUUCACGUUUCUCGCGAGUGUCUUGCAAAAUACGAUUCUUUCAGCAGAUUCACGUGUCUUUCGAGCGUCUAGCAAAACGCAUAUACUAAGGAGAUUAGUGCGUCCAUUUCAACAGCCAAAUUACUUGCCACAUCGAAAUAGCACGUUUCUUUCGCGUCGUGUUCGAACACCAGGAGGCGCUUGAUUUUUAUCACGUUUUUUCAAACUGCCAUUGUGAGGCAGUUGCCUGUUGGUACCGUUACGAUAUGAAUGGCUUGAUUGUUGACCAUGCGUUCUUGUUAUUGUUGCCGCAACUAGAACGUAAUGUGUUCAAUGAUAAAUGAAUUGUUGUUCCAAUGCAGUUAACAAGCCCGGCGGGCCGCGCGAAGGCUUUUCUUAUUACUGUCAAGACAUUACUAAAAAAAAUUGCGUUCCCUAAGGUUCCCCAUAGAGGCCAUUGUUCGACCGCCGAAAUAAGUUCGGAGUUGCUAUGAGCGCUCUGAAGGCGAACCCGCCGCGGUUUGAGUGAUAAAUAUCCCGUGCCAGGAAUAUGCUUCUCAUCUAAACGAGUUCUGACGGUGCUGUGUAGACGUUUAGUUGCUUCAAACUCGAUGCAAUCUUUGACACGUCUUGGCCGCCUGCAUAUGGGCGGGCACGUUAGGCUUCGUUCUACGGUCAAGUGGUAAGGAGGGUCAAGAAUAAAUCUGAUUGAUCCUUGACGACGUCCCCUGUUGAACCUUAGGUGCGGCGUGUAUGAGCUCACCGCAGGUGAAAGGAACAGGCUGUGGGCUGCUAACAAAACUCUGAAUACGUUGUUAGAUUCGUCCUGCAUUCAGAAAUACUUGUACAUAAUCAAGAUUUCAAAGCUAAAUGCAACGGUUGUUUGUCUUCAUGUUUUCUCGCUGUACAGCCCGUCUGAUGAUUUAUGGUUUCAUCGCAAGUAUUUUGGGUCGCCGAAGUAGGAGGCCGUGCGUUCUUGCCUGUAAUUUGCGUGAAAUGAUGCCCAGACUUCUUGUUGUGUUCAGAAAUACUUGUACAUAAUCAAGAUUUCAAAGCUAAAUGCAAUGCCUGUUUGUCUUCAUGUUCUCUCUCUGUACAGCCCUUCUGAUGAUUUACAGCUUCAUCGCAACUAUUUUGGGUCGCCGAAAUAGGAGGCCAUGCGUUAUUGCCUGACAUUUGUGUCAAUUGAUGCCCACACUUGAUGUUUUGUAGGUUGUGGAAAAAUGCUUUCUCUCAAAGCGUGCGUAUGUUUGUUGGUUUUGUACAGAACACGCACUGUUAUGUGCGUGAUAAUACAUGCCAUAAAGGAAACUGUCGUGCUCUCAAGCGCUUGUACACAUAAGUACGUAUACUCCACAUUCUGCACGGUGCCAAAGAUGUUUCAGUGCACUCUUCCACCACGAGUUGGUUGUCAAGCGUUGUGCUGCUUCCCUUUUUAUUAUUUCAUAUUCUCAAUUCUGUUCUGUUACUGCUCGGGCUAUGUCGAAAGUGGUGUGCUACAGAAGGUGUAAGGAUUUUUCGUCUUUUAUAUGUUUUGUGAUGCUACCACCAUAGCCUUUCGUGUGGCUACUUUAAUUUGCAGCGUGGGUAACUCUCGUACGUUGUCCAAAUUCAAGGAAACGAUGUUAACGUUCGCUCGAUGCUCGAUUACAUUGUUUUUUACUACGGGACAAGGUCUGACCGGUUAAUCGACGGCUCUCAGAAACAAUUUUAGAAGUUAUGUGCGCGGGGAGCUGCCAAAGAUUGCAGACAGGGCCACGCCCACCUUACCUGAUUCAGCAUUGUUUUUGUGUAUACGUGCCUGUGCGUGCAGGAGCAAUCUUUGCGUGAAAUAGAAGAAAAUGAAAUAUUACUGGUUGGACUCCGCAAGCUGAAGGAAACAGAUCAGAGGCACGGCUCGUGGCUCUGAAGUAAGCGAUAAACGAAACUUGAAAUCUAAGCACUUCUUUAGGCACGGCACCGGAAUCACCACACGGAUUGCCUUUCUGUUUUUGAAUAAAUGUUUUUCUGUAUCUCUUCGCUAUGCUUGAGCGCGUGAGCGGAGUGGGUCAUUAAACACACUUAGUUUAGUACUGGAUGUAAGGGUGCGCGGAUAGUGCGCUGAGUCCGAAUCGAAUCGAACAGUGCCAGAAGGGAAUCGAACCGAAUAAAUGUUUAAAUAAUGGACAGCCGUUCUUACCAUUAUUAUGAAAUGAUUUUCACAUCCUAGUAUAUCGCAAACGUUUGCAAGCUUCUGUCAUUACCUUGAAUGUUAUGAAGCGUUGUUUAUUAAAGUCGCUAGUAAAGCAUUAGGGACAAAUAAGCAGUUCGCUCGCAUACUCGGGACUCUUUGCUGAGGGCGAAUGGUAGUGGUUUAGCCGGAGGACAAGUCUGGCUCCUUCAGUUAUGUAUAGCGUGCUGGGACGAAACCGUCGCCGGGAGGAAAUUUGUAGCACUUUUGCACCAAUUUUUAUGUUUGAUCGGUGUCUGUUGAUAGCUUAAGAGAUUCGAAAACUGUUCGAAAGAUGUUCCUAUUUACGAGUAGUGACUAUUCAAUUCGAAGACCGAGUCUGAUUUGACAAAUAUUCGAAUCGCUAUUCGAAAGUUACAAAUAUUCUCACAGCCCUACUCUUAUGAAAACGCUGUAGUAUUAAUAAACACUGUAGCUAUAGAAACGCUCGACACUUGCUAGCCGCGCUGUCAAAAUUUUCGAGGUCAAUUAGCGCACUGCUGUUGCUGGUUGAAGGUUGUUUAAUCGUGUUUACGCAGCACUUCCUACUCUCUUACGAUAUACUCGAGAAAACAGGAACUCUUUCUUACUCUCGAAGUCUUAGGAUUGCCAUCGAUGUACAAGAACCGUCACAUUGUUGACUCGCUGAAUGGCGCGGCCAGUGUUUGACACAGUCGGUGUAUGUUCCUCUGUGUCAAUGUUGUCAAACCAGUUUACUUGUUUCUUGUUCUGAAGGCUUACUGUAAUACUGCACCGUUAGCCUUGAAUUGGAACGUUUCUAAGCAAAAUGAAAUGCUAAUGCAUUAAGAGCCUCGAGUGAGUAUCUCUACAGGAGUGAAUACGCUUUUGUGACUAAUGCAAAGGUGAGCGUGGUCCUGUCGUUGCGUUAUCUUCCGUGCGCUUCUCUCGCUGAAUUCGCAGCCACCCUACUCUUAUUUAACGCUUCUUUAAAAGUAGCUGGCGGCUGCCUUCUUCUUCGCAUUGCGACUAGAACUGCAUCGCUAUGGCUUUCUCUCGUUGGAAAGCGACGCAUGUCGACAGUCGUCUAGUCCACGUCUGCAGUAUCUGCAGGACGCAAACGGUAUCUCUUGAGCAGACACCCCAUUAUUUAGCUUUCCUUAUCCGAUGUCGUGGGGCAAGCGUAAUGUCUGCAUAGAAUCUAGUCGGAAGAUUCAAAGUGUCCACGGAGCAUUCUCACUAAGAAUCGUCUGCUGCCAAUGUACCUCAGAGGCAUUAAAUCUCAUGCUUGAUGUACUGUACUUUUGAUAUCGUAGCUUUUUCCGUGACGCGCGCUGCAUGUUGUAGGAGCAGCGAUUUUAGGACUGAUUUGGCAGUGUUGGCCGUACCUCUUUAAGCCCGGGGCUGCUAAGUGAAACGCCAAAUCACAUCUUCACUUCUACAGCCACUUAUACAAUCGUUGCGUUACGCAUGAGGCAGGCCAGUUACUUAGCUGUGUUCAUAUGCCUUGCGGCAACAGGAUCGCAUGUGUUCACCAGUAGCAAGGCCUCGCUGAUUGGUAUUUUCUCACAUUAGUAAAUAUCCCCCACCCCCCCCCCCCCCUCAUUUUAUAAUUUUCGAGCUCGUCGUCAAGCGAAGGAACACUUGCUGUAAAUAAGCGGCUAUCGCCAGCCGCAUUGUGUUGUUAAAGCGCAACUGCCUUAGUACAUAACUCAAUGCAUUAAGCGAAUGGUGUCAUCAUGAGACACUCGAAACUUGUUUGAAGCCCACGCGACAUACUAAGUGCGAACUAACUUAGUACACACUAAAUUCUUACCUUGCUUUCAUACGUCUUAGGUGAGUAUAGUGUAAUCCGCGAGCACUCACGUGCUGUGUUUACGGCCGCAUAUGCGUAUUAAAAGUAUGAGAUUCUCGCCCUAAGCCGUUGUCUAGACAAGGAACUUCGCAACGAGUUAAACUUUUCCGCGGGCCUGUUUCGAAGCACCGAAAAUUUCAGUACUGCAACAUACAAAUACAUCCCAUUUGCAGCGCGUGUCCUGGAAGACGCUACACAAGCACAUUUGAUGGUUGCUGGAGUAUGUGUCUGCCUGUGAAUACUGUGUAUACAUCUGUGAAUACAACGCAGUGUCGAGAGCUAACCGGACGCGUUUUGUACUUAAGAUAGCUUUGAACCACUGCUUUCCAUGCCUAUCUCUCCUUUCUCCCCGUGAGGCUGUUCAUCGUUCGCUCCUCCGCUAUUGCUCCAGCAAAUUCCCUGACGCUGGAUCCUAUCGAACAUGCCGUGCCUUUUUAAGCUCUGCGUAUAACUAUUAUAUGUAUUUGUGUAUUCGUGCUAUUGUGUGUGUGAAUGUGUGUGUGUGCGUGUGUUACAUGGGUUUGUGAAACACACCCACCAAAGAAAUUGGACGUGGCUGACGGAUCAUCGCAAGGCGUUUCCAAGCGUUUCCCGGGUCGCAGUUAUAACCUUAUCGAUGACAGUGUCCCAAAGAUGACGAAAAUAAGUCCAGGUCAUUUCAAUAAAGCAAAGUUUUUUUCCAAAGGAUGUGUUCCAGAACGUCAACGCAGUAAAUACUUUUAACGAAAUAGUAAUUGCACGCCAUGAGGUUUUACAGCCAUCAGUAUAAUUGUAUGAUUGUGGAAAAAAAGGAACUUUAACUUCUAGUGGUAUCUAUGCUUACAAAUUGACUCUGCAAAAAGUGCUCUUAUCAGCGGUAGUGAUAUAAAAAAUU